Messenger RNA from Drosophila guanche, 2179 nucleotides. It is a transcript of the gene ath, whose product is annotated as ATP-dependent RNA helicase DHX33. Gene Ontology annotation, molecular function: RNA binding; ATP binding. Gene Ontology annotation, cellular component: nucleolus; intracellular anatomical structure. The record is from RefSeq and is a predicted model, not a curated record. The coding region runs from base 82 to 2178 and encodes 698 amino acids. The transcript has 4 exons. Lineage: Eukaryota; Metazoa; Arthropoda; Insecta; Diptera; Drosophilidae. Gene Ontology annotation, biological process: positive regulation of transcription by RNA polymerase I.
UAACAAACGUGCCUAAAUUAUACCUUGCCCAGCAUAUAAAUAGGAUAUAGAUUAUCGUUAGUUCUAUCAGAAAAUCUUAAAAUGGAUUCAAAAUAUUCAUUGACCAACAAUUCUAAUGUACGGCUUAUAUCAACGAAUUUUGCAACUAAGCGGAAAACUGAGGCAGUCAAAUCUGAUAUGGACGUGAAAAAUAAAUUCACCUACCCGCUGUCCACGCCUCAAAACACGGUACCUGUUGUACCAGCUAGUAAAAGAAAUUGCGUUGGACAACAAAAAACCUCGUUGCCAGUGUACAAUUGCCGACAUAGAAUAUUGAAGGAGAUAGAAUGUAAUGACACUGUUUUAAUUAUGAGUGAAACAGGAUCAGGAAAAACAACACAAAUUCCCCAGUUUCUUUUACAUGAAGGAUAUGCAAAGAGUAACAUGAUUGGUAUUACUCAGCCACGUCGAGUAGCAGCAAUCACAGUUGCAAAGCGAGUCGCGCAGGAGUUGUCAAGUAGUGUUGGCGAUAUUGUGGGAUAUACAGUUCGUUUCGAGGAUCUUACUUCAAAGAAUACAAAAAUUCGUUAUCUGACAGAUGGUAUAUUAUUGCGGGAAUCUAUAGAAGACCGCCUUUUGCUCAAAUAUUCUGUAAUCAUUCUGGAUGAAGCUCAUGAACGUACUGUAAAUGCCGACUUAUUAUUUGGAAUUGUAAAAGAAGCUCAAAAGGAAAGAAGUAGAAAAAACUUAGCAACUCUAAAAAUUGUGAUUACCUCUGCAACAAUGGAUAUUGAUCAUUUCGGAAAAUAUUUCAAGUGUAAGGGAUUGUAUUUAGAGGGAAGAACGCAUCCCGUCCGUGUAUUGCAUGCCAAGGAACCACAUGAUGACUAUAUCCACGCGUUACUAGUAACACUUUUUUAUAUUCAUCGAACUGAACCAAUCAACCAUGAUGUUUUAAUCUUCCUAACGGGACAAGAAGAAAUUGAAGCGUUGGCUCGACAAAUUCGAACACUUUCGAAGAUAAAUGUAAAUGGGACCACAAACGUACGUGUUUGUACAAUGUACGCUCAAUUAUCACACAACAUGCAGCUGGAAUGUUUUUUGCCGUGUCCAUCAAAUGUACGGAAAAUUGUGUUAGCCACAAAUAUAGCUGAAACGUCAAUUACCAUACCUGGUAUACGCUGCGUCAUCGAUUGUGGAUUUGUAAAAGAGAAAUAUUUUAAUUCCGUUGACGGAAUUGAUAUUUUAAAAACCGUUCGAAUAUCAAGAGCACAAGCAUGGCAACGCACUGGUCGAGCGGGUCGUGAUGCACCUGGAAUAUGUUACCGGGUGUAUACAAAAAGCGAAAUGGACUCUUUUAUGAACUUGACUCAGCCGGAAAUUCUUAGAACAAACCCGACCUCAACAGUGCUUCAUCUCUUGGCUAUGGAUGUAGACUGCAAUAAUUUUGAUUUUUUAGAUGCUCCAUUAGAAGAAUCACUGACUAGUGCAUACAGAAGUUUGAGUGGUCUUGGGGCUAUAGAUUAUGGCUCUAUAUCGUGUAUUACACCUUUGGGUCGUUUAAUGUCCCAGUAUCCAUUAGAUCCCAAGUAUUCUAAAUUGUUAAUAUCAGCUUCAAAAGUUGGUUGUAUGGAGGAAAUGUUACGCCUUGUUUCAGUCCUUUCGAGUGAUAAUAUUUUUAUUUCAAGCAUCGCUAAAAAUGAAUUGGCUUCACUUGCACAUGCCAAGUUUAGCUCUAAGCAUGGAGAUCAUUUAACGCUGCUAAAUGUUUUUAAUUUAUUUUUAAAGACAGACCAGCAGAAGGUGUGGUGUCAGGACAAUUAUUUAAAUUACCGCAGUCUAAUAUACGCUCGUAACAUUUGUCGUCAAUUGUCAGAAAUAAGCGAGCGAUUGGGCCUAACUAUUAACAGCUCGGAAAACAUUGAAUCGUUUAAAAAAUGUCUUUUAAGCGGAUUUUUCGAAAAUAUUGCAAUAUUGCAAAAGGACGGUUCUUACUUAACUUGUUCCGGCAAUCUUAAGGCUAAAAUUCACCCUUCAAGUGUCUUUCACCUAAAGUACAAACCCAAAUGUAUAUUGUUUACUCACUUUGUUCAAACGGAUAAUUACUAUCUUCGACUAGUCACAGAUAUACAUAUGGACUGGGCCAAAGAACUAGUACCGAGUCUAAGAAGCCAAAAUAAAAUACUAAAUAAUUGUUAAA